Molecule: messenger RNA, 2154 nt
Organism: Acaulospora morrowiae
Lineage: Eukaryota; Fungi; Glomeromycota; Glomeromycetes; Diversisporales; Acaulosporaceae
Source: the annotation of a GenBank genome assembly
AUGACAACAACCGUACCUUUAGCUUCAAACUCAUGGGAAGAAACACAACAGGCUUCGGAAGUGCAAAAACCUGGGAGUUUUUCUUAUGCAACACAGUCAGCAUUGAACGAGGAAACUAUGGAAGUCGAAGAAACAAAUGGAAAUAGCGUAAGUGAUAACAACAUUAAUAGUUCUGGACCUAUUACAAUACCGUUAUUAGGAAGUGGCUCGGGAGCUGGACAAACAAACAUUGCGCAAAGUGAUAAUAGAAAUAGUGGUGGAUACCCCCUUAGAAAAUCAUAUGGGAUCCGACAUGGGGCUGGCUACAAUAACAAUAACAGUGCACAAAGAGCAGUUUUUGAUGGAAAAAGAAUGAGGAAAGCAAUACAGAGAAGAACAGUUGAUUUUAACUGUUCAAUUGGCAAAUUUUUGCAGGCAAGCUUCAACAAAGAUCGCAUAUGGAUGAGGGAUCAUAGAGACAUGAAAUUUCUGCGACCUAAACCGAAUUUCAUUAUAGAUCUUCUUCCACCUUCAGCGUAUUUACACAAUCCGGUUAAUGCAAUCGCUACAAAAUAUGUACAUACUUCGACAAACAAAAAUCGAUAUCCUGUUAAUGUGGUUCGGUGGACACCUGAGGGCAGGAGACUUAUUACAGGACUGUCUAGCGGAGAAUUCACAUUAUGGAAUGGAUUAACGUUUAAUUUCGAAACAAUAUUACAGGCGCAUGAAUCGGCAGUACGAGCGAUGAAAUGGUCUCAUAACGAUAAUUGGAUGGUAACAGCUGAUCAUAAAGGUAUUAUAAAAUACUGGCAAUCCAACAUGAAUAAUUUGAAGAUGUUUGAAGGUCAUAAAGAAGCAAUUCGAGAUCUAUCUUUUUCUCCUACCGAUACGAAAUUCGCCACUUGUUCCGAUGAUGGAACCAUCAAGAUCUGGGAUUUUAACGAAGGCAUCGAAGAAAAAGCAUUAUCUGGGCAUGGAUGGGAUGUCAAGGCGGUUGACUGGCAUCCGCACAAAUCACUUCUAGCAUCUGGGUCUAAAGACAAUUUAAUCAAAUUUUGGGAUCCCAAGUCCGGAAAGAAUGUGGAUACUCUGCAUGGACACAAAAACACAAUCCUUGGUUUACAAUGGAAUAGAAAUGGGAAUUGGUUAGGAACUGCUGCCAGAGAUCAAUUAGUUAAAGUAUAUGAUAUUAGGAUGAUGAAAGAUUUACAGACUUUUCGUGGGCAUAAUAAGGAAGUUUGUUUCCCGACAGCAAUAUCAUGGCAUCCUUUCCAUGAAAGACUAAUGGUAACGGGUGGUUCAGAUGGGUGCUUGAUGUUCUGGAUUGUUGGACAAGAUUCUUUAGUAGAGGCGGUUGAAUUUGCUCAUGAUCAAAAUGUUUGGUCACUUGAUUGGCAUCCAAUUGGUCACAUAUUAGUUUCUGGUUCGAAUGAUCAUUCGACAAGAUUUUGGACAAGAGCGCGACCUGGUGAUACGGUACAAGACAAGUACCAUGUUGGUAGACAGAGAGCCGAAGAACUUGGAUUGAAAGAUGUUGACAAUGAUGACUUUGUUCCUGGCCUAACAUUCAGUAAUGGUGGUUUGAUGAGUGGAUUCCUACCAGUGCCCAUGAAUCCCUAUUCAGUAAGACCGGAUCUAAUGCAACUAUCGCAAUCGUCGCAACCUGACCAAAAACAAGAACCACUUACACCACCGAAAAUCUUUGAUGUUACUGAUAUUUCAUAUGUAUCAUCCACUAACGACAUCAAAGUAGAUGAGUUACCUGGACUUGGAUUAUUGAAUAAUAAUCAAUCUAUGAAUCAAAUACCACCUGGUUUAAAUUUAAAUUUAAAUUCUUCACCUCCAGGUCUUAAUAGAAGUCAGCCAGGAGGCGCACCUCGUCAAAAUUUCGGUCAGCAGAGACCAUUGACCAAUGCUUCACUUUCGCAAUCGCAACAAUUUCAACAAAGACCUCCCUAUCAUCAGCAAGGUCCUACACAAAAUCAAGGAGGAUAUACUAACAGUGAUCAACAACAACGUCCCCAUUGGAUGACACAACAACAGCAGCAACAAGGUGCAGGACCUGGUGGGAGAGGUUUUACACGACACGGGGCACAGCAACAGGGAGGUCAACGUUGGAAUGGCCAACAAGGCGGAGGUUAUCAACAACAAUAUGGACAAAAAAGAUGGAAAUGA